Messenger RNA from Trichechus manatus latirostris (Florida manatee), 1690 nucleotides. It is a transcript of the gene SLC10A4, whose product is annotated as solute carrier family 10 member 4. The coding region runs from base 102 to 1421 and encodes 439 amino acids. The transcript has 3 exons. Gene Ontology annotation, biological process: bile acid and bile salt transport. The record is from RefSeq and is a predicted model, not a curated record. NCBI's taxonomy places the organism in Eukaryota, Metazoa, Chordata, Mammalia, Sirenia, Trichechidae. Gene Ontology annotation, cellular component: membrane. Gene Ontology annotation, molecular function: bile acid:sodium symporter activity.
GCGGUGGGGACAGUAAGGACAGAGGAGGCGUGCGCGGCGCGAGGGGACAGGAAUCCUUGGCGCGAACGGGAGCUAGACCUCCGGCUCCCGCCGACAGCGCCAUGGACGGCACCGACAAUACAACCCAGUUCUUUGAGCUAUCCUCUCUGCAGCCGGACAACUACACCCUGUCACCCAAUACCAGCAGCCUGAGCCCCGGCCUGGACUUCCACCUUGCUCCUGCCUCUAGCCCCGGCCCCAGCCCGGAGCUCGGUCUCGGGCCGAGGCCAAGCAUCAGCUUCAGCCCCGGCCCUACUCCGACCCCAGAGCCGACGUCCAGCAGCUUCGCAGGCGGCGCGGGGAGCCAGGGUCCGUCCUCAUUCCCUCAGCUCUGGGCCUCCCACGACACCCCUUUCUGGGACACACCGCUGAACCACGGGCUGAACGUGUUCGUUGGCGCCGCCCUGUGCAUCACCAUGCUGGGCUUGGGUUGCACGGUGGACGUGAACCACUUUGGAGCGCACGUCCGCCGGCCCGUGGGCACGCUGUUGGCUGCGCUCUGCCAGUUCGGCAUCCUGCCGCUGCUGGCCUUCCUGCUGGCCCUCACCUUCAAGCUGGACGAGGUGGCCGCUGUGGCGGUGCUCCUGUGUGGCUGCUGUCCCGGUGGAAAUCUCUCCAAUCUUAUGUCCCUGCUGGUUGACGGCGACAUGAACCUCAGCAUCAUCAUGACCAUCUCCUCCACACUUCUGGCCCUAUUCUUGAUGCCUUUGUGCCUGUGGAUCUACAGCCGAGCGUGGAUCAACACUCCUCUUGUGCAGUUACUACCUCUAGGAGCAGUGACCCUGACUCUGUGCAGCACCCUCAUCCCUAUUGGGUUGGGUGUCUUCAUUCGCUACAAAUACAGCCGGGUGGCUGACUACAUUGUGAAGGUUUCCCUGUGGUCUCUGCUAGUGACUCUGGUGGUCCUUUUCAUAAUGACCGGCACUAUGUUAGGACCUGAACUGCUGGCAAGUAUUCCUGCAGCUGUUUAUGUGAUAGCAAUUUUUAUGCCUUUAGCAGGCUAUGCAUCAGGCUAUGGCUUAGCUACUCUCUUCCACCUUCCACCCAACUGCAAGAGGACUGUGUGUCUGGAAACAGGUAGUCAGAACGUGCAGCUCUGUACUGCCAUUCUAAAACUGGCCUUUUCACCACAAUUUAUAGGAAGUAUGUACAUGUUUCCCUUGCUUUAUGCCCUUUUCCAGUCUGCAGAAGCAGGAAUUUUUGUUCUAAUAUAUAAAAUGUAUGGAAGUGAAAUAUUGCACAAGCGAGAUCCUUUAGAUGAAGAUGAAGAUACAGAUAUUUCUUAUAAGAAACUAAAAGAAGAGGAAAUGGCAGACACUUCCUAUGGCACAGUGAACACAGAUAAUUUAAUAAUGGUGGAGACUACCCAGACUUCUCUCUAAACAUGGAGAUACAUGAAAGCUUCUAUCUGGCUGACACAUUACUUCAUAUUUAUGGUCUGUGGUACUGUAUUGGUUUACAUAAAGGAUAAAAUUGGUUUGCAUUAUCAUACUUGUAAUAAUUAUGAUGUUCCCAUUUUAAGGUUGCAUUGGUGUAUUAACCAAGCAUUUUCACAUUAUACAAAUCAAUGUCGUAAUAUAACCUGCACCUGGGACCAUUAAAGUGAAGCCUGAGCUAGUUAACUGUGCUUUUUGGUUUUCACCUUUACCAA